Messenger RNA from Australozyma saopauloensis, 3909 nucleotides. RefSeq names its product MRX complex DNA-binding subunit (gene RAD50). The transcript has a single exon. Bases 1 to 3909 code for a protein of 1302 amino acids. Lineage: Eukaryota; Fungi; Ascomycota; Pichiomycetes; Serinales; Metschnikowiaceae. Gene Ontology annotation, biological process: telomere maintenance via recombination; double-strand break repair; telomere maintenance via telomerase. The record is from RefSeq and is a predicted model, not a curated record. Gene Ontology annotation, cellular component: Mre11 complex; nucleus; condensed nuclear chromosome. Gene Ontology annotation, molecular function: ATP hydrolysis activity; single-stranded telomeric DNA binding; G-quadruplex DNA binding.
AUGUCUUCUCUAUAUAAACUCUCAAUAUCGGGAAUCCGAUCCUUCUCACCAAAAGACCACGAAACGAUCCAGUUUGGAUCCCCGUUGACCCUCAUUUGUGGCCAGAACGGAUGUGGAAAGACCACAAUCAUCGAGUCUCUCAAGUAUGUAACCACCGGCGAUCUUCCGCCAAACUCCAAGGGUGGAGCGUUUGUAAAUGAUCCGGCCAUCGCCGAUCGGCUGUUGGUGAAUGCCGAAAUCAAGUUGGGUUUUAUAUCUGUAGACGGGAAGCUGAUGACGGUGACCCGAAACAUGCAACUAAAUCGUAAAAGAGCGGCACGGGGGUCCGUGCUGGCAGGAAACACAUUCAAGUCCUUGGAGGGCCAAUUGGCGGUGAUUUCCAAUGGUAACAAGACAUCUUAUAGCACCAAGAACCUGGAGCUCGACACAAGAGUGCCGCUCUACUUGGGUGCAUCUAAAGCGGUGCUAGAGUAUGUGAUCUUCUGCCAUCAGGAUGAUAGUUUGUGGCCACUCAGUGAGGCUGGUUUGCUCAAGAAGCGUUUUGACGAGAUAUUUGAGGCUCUGAAAUUCACUAAAGCCCUCGACAAUUUGAAGCUGAUCAGGAAAGAAAUGGCUACCAACAUUAAGUUCAUAGAACAGAGCGUCCAGCAUUCCAAAGUGGACCAAGCUCGUGCUCAGAGAAUCAGAGAACGGCUCCAGGCCAGCACUCAGCAGGCUGAAGAGUACUCGGCGGAAAUCGCAACCUUGACGGUUCAGAUCGAAGAUCUCGAGAAGAAGGCUGAGCUGCUAUUUCAUUCCAACCAGGCCUUUCAGCGGACUCUUAGUGAGCAUGAAAGACUCCGGCUUAUGAUCGAAAACACUGGGUCGACGUUGAAACGUAUCGAAGAGAGUGCUCAGAUGCUUUCUGAAACCGAAGAGGAAUUAUCUCAAAUGUUAGCGAAUUUUGAGCAAAUCCAGGCACAGAAAAAUACCGAACUUCUGAACUCAGAGCAGAUAUUCAAAGAGAAGGAGCUUUCACUUAAGAAUUUAGAGGCUGACCAUCAAAAGUUGGUCAGGGAAGAGGGAACCCUUUUUGGAAAGCAAAACCAAUACGAGCGCAAUAGAGAUUUACUACGCACUAUCACUAGCAAAACCUCAGAGCAAUUUGAAUUUGGAGAUUAUACUGCCCCUGGGUUUGAAAUAGAAGAGGCUCUCUCCCUGUUCAAGAGCAACUUGCUUUCCUCGAACGUUCUUGCCUCGAAUGAGAAAAUUAGAAAUGAUGCACAAAGCAAGGUCCAAUCCUUAAAAGACGAGCAGUUCAAAGAGUCCGAGCGACUCGCACGGUAUGAGAACGACAUUCAAUCCGCCAAGGUCGGAUUGAAAGACUUGAAGGCUGCUCUACUAGAUCUUCUGGAAAAGGAAGAGUCUCUCAAAAUUCAUAAAAUAGAGCUCGAAAAUAUUCGCGCAAAGCACCAAAAACUCGAAGAGUCGCAUAAUGUGCUGAAAAUGCAGAUAAAGAUUGAUGAAGACAAAGCAAAAGUCGUCAGUCUUGAAAGAGAGCUCGAAGAGCUCAUGCGAAACAUUAAUAUCGUCAGCAAAAAACUGGAGUUGUACAGCAAACUUGAACUCUUGAAAGAAUCCUUACUGGAGAACAAAACCAAAAUCGAGAGAUAUUCUAGCCUUCAUAACUCUACCUUUGAGCGUCUUGUUGGUGCCAAGUUGAACCACGAUACUGCCGAAAAAGAUUUGGAACUUCUGAUGAAAAAAUCCAGUGAUCUGAUCAAGAGCUUGGAGACAAGUCUAGCUGAGGUCAAGUCGGCCCGUGACAAGGCCUCUAUGAAUUUGGAUUCACAGCAAAAACUACUUCAAGACUUGAAAGCGAAAAAAUCCGGUCAUUUAUCCAAAAUUCAUGGUGUUAUCGAACCUGAUGAAGUUCUGCAAUAUGAUGAUCUUUUGAAUGAGGCAGAAGAAGACUAUAAGUCUGCUCAAUAUAAUUGUAACACAUUUGAGGUUACAAAAAGUUACAAGACAAAAGCUAUAUCUUUGGCAAAAGAAAAUAACUGCUGCGCAUUGUGCAAUAGGGGCAUGAACACAUCUGAGAAGGACAAGUUCAUUGCAGACAUCGAAAUUAGUAUCCUGUCUGCUACUCUCGAAAAGCUCAAAGAGGAUUUAGAUACUACUCAGAAAGAUCUCUCUGACUUGAAAUCAAUCCAAUUUGAUAUACAUGAGCUUCAAAAUUUGAGUAGGCGAAUCGUGGAUAUUGAACAAGAGAUCGUGAACAACAAUGAAUUAUUGCAAUCAGAGGAUAAAAACCUCAAAAAAGCACUCAGAGAUAGAGACGAAGCUAUCUCUAACCUAGAUGAACUCAAGACUUUGCUGAAACCUGUUGCCAAGUUGGCUUCGCUAUUAGAGGAGAACACCUCCUUCAAGAAACAGAUUGAUUCUCUUGAGACUGAAAUCGGCGAAGCGGGCUCCAGUCGGCAAUCGGUUAGUGAAUUACAAAAGUUACAACAAAAGAAAAGUCACGAUCUAAAAUACUUGCGGCAAGAGAUUGAGGAUGCUAUUGAUGAAAGGGACUUGACUCUGAAAGAUCUCUCAAAGUUAGGAAAUGAAGUCAAAGAUAAAGAGAUUUUCAUUGCGAAGCUCGAGUUGGCUGUCAGUGAUGUAAGAGCUAUCGAAAUCAAGAUUAAAGAUCUCGAGACUAGCCUAAAGAAUAGCGAGCAUGAGCAAAUAGGCAGCAAAGAUUCUCUAGAAGCCAUUCUGAAGAAGUUGGAGGAAACAGAAGAGAAUGUGAGAAAAAUCUUUGAGGAGUGCGCUGAACGAGACGAAGCCUUCAAAUCUAAGAUAGCUGAUAUCGACUCGGCCACUCAAAAGAUAAGUCAAGUGAAGGACUCUCUCAAAGAAUUCGAAACUUUGGAUGCACCAUUGUUACUUGCAAAUGAACUGAAUAGGAAGGAUCUUAAAACAAAGAUGUCAACAAUGGAGAGCGAGAAAUCGGAGAUGGAGGUCAAGAUCAAGAGUCUACAGAAUGAUAUCAAUGGGUCUUUAAACUUUGAGCGGAAUAUCAGAGACAAUAUAGAGUAUCGCCAGACCACCACUCAGCUUCAGUCUCUACAAGAAGCAUUCGAAGCACUCGAUAUCGAAAAUGCUGAGAGAGAACAGAAGGUGUAUCAAAGCAAAUCCAAGGAGUUGCGUGAAGAAAUCUCUUCACUCAACUCACAACACUACGGAAAAGUCGGAGAGGUAAAGCAAAUAAAGGACCAAAUUGAGUCCUUGCAAAAGGAAUUGACAACUGAGUUCAAAGAUGUUGAGGAGCGAUAUCAUACCGAAUGGGUUAAUUUACAGACCAACAUGCUCGUUUCAACAGACUUGCAAACCUACUCGCAAGCUUUAGAUAGCGCGAUCAUGAAAUACCACAGUAUGAAAAUGAAUGAGAUCAAUCGCAUCUUGAGAGAACUUUGGAAUCUGACAUACAAGGGAACUGAUAUUGACAGCAUAGAGAUCAAGUGUGAAGUGAGCACUCAGAAUAAGGCUAGGUCUUACAAUUACCGAGUCGUCAUGUAUAAGAAGAGCUCUGAAUUGGACAUGAGAGGAAGAUGCUCAGCUGGACAAAAGGUUUUGACUAGUAUUCUUAUCAGGCUAGCUCUUGCUGAAUGUUUUGGAACAAAUUGUGGAAUGAUUGCUUUGGAUGAACCUACAACUAACUUGGAUACAGAGAAUGCUGAAUCUCUUGCACAUGCCUUGAACAAUAUUAUUGCUAUGAGAAAAAACCAAAAGAAUUUCCAGCUUAUUGUCAUCACUCACGACGAGAAAUUCCUUAGUCAUAUCGAUGGUGACAGAUUCACUGAUAACUUUUACCGUAUUGAAAGAGAUCAAAACCAGCAUUCUGUCAUCAAAAGCUUGCCUAUUCAUCUCAUGCAAUAUGAUUGA